This is a messenger RNA of Solea senegalensis (Senegalese sole), 1169 nucleotides long. RefSeq names its product amine sulfotransferase-like. The record is from RefSeq and is a predicted model, not a curated record. Gene Ontology annotation, cellular component: cytoplasm. Gene Ontology annotation, biological process: sulfation. Bases 89 to 940 code for a protein of 283 amino acids. The transcript has 6 exons. NCBI's taxonomy places the organism in Eukaryota, Metazoa, Chordata, Actinopteri, Pleuronectiformes, Soleidae. Gene Ontology annotation, molecular function: sulfotransferase activity.
CCUUCUUUUCUUUUUUUCUCACUGCUGGCUCACUGAAUGACUCGGGACCAAACAUUUAUUUCACUUCUUGUUGUGAAUCAGAAGUAACAUGGAGAAGAUCAGUGAAAACCUCAGCAGGUACAAGAACUACAACUUUAUCACCGCUCUCACGUCUGUCGAGAACCUGGAUUCCCUCACGAGCUUUGAAGUACGAGACUCUGACAUUUUCCUGGUCACUUAUCCAAAGUCCGGCACCAUAUGGACUCAGCAGAUCAUCAUCUCCAUCUGCGAGCUAAGUGGCAGAAUGACUGAAUAUCCAAACAACUAUGAGAAGAUGCCGUGGCUGGAAUACCGGGACGAUCGUCCAGAUUACGCCCUGAGACCCUCUCCACGACUCUUUGCCUCUCACCUCACCCCGGCUCUCAUGCCUCCAGACAUGAAGAACAAGAAGGCAAAGAUUAUUUACGUGAUGAGGAAUCCGAAAGACGUUGCCGUCUCCUAUUAUCAUUUCAGCAAAGCCUUGGCUGACAUGGAGACUCCUGAGAGCUUUGGGAGUCUUUUUGAGCAGUUUUUGAAGGGCGACGUUUUUGCAUCAUCGUGGUUUGACCACAUCAGGGAGUGGCAUUCAAAGAGAGACGAGUACGACAUCCUCUUCCUGACCUACGAGGACAUGAUUUUGGACCUGAAGGGGGCAGUAACUAAGCUCUGCCGCUUCUUAGGGAGAACCCUCAGUGAAGACGCCAUCAAUCAAGUCGUAGAAAAAUCCACAUUCAAGACGAUGAAGAAAGACUCAAAGGCAAAUUACGAGUUCCUGCCAAAAGAGAAGUUCAGUGGACACUUCAUGCGAAAAGGUCAGAUCGGUGACUGGAAGAACCUCUUCACUGUUGCUCAGAGUGAAAGAGUUGAUCAGCUGCUUCAGGAGAAACUGGGUGAUCUGUCUCUGAAGAUCAUCUGUGAAUAAACCACAACAAACUUUACGAUGUUUAUGGUCUUGAAGACCCUAAAAUUCGCUAACAAUGUCGACUCCUACAUCCUGAUGGUUUCUUGUUAAGAUGCUUUCUUCUCUUCUUCUGUCUUUGAUUCUGUGAAUGAACAAUAAACAACAAUUUUUGUUGACUUUGUUGAAAGUUAAAAGGAAUUCAGAUGUUUCUAUCACAUGCAGAGCUGGAUUAAAUAAAUGGACUAUACUA